AUGAUUGAAGAAACAUUUUUAUUGCUGGACUGUGGCUGGGAUGAUAAAUUUGAUAUGGGCUAUAUUGAGUCUAUAAAGGCACGAAUACCACAGAUUAGCGCUGUAUUAAUCACGCACCCCGAUCAACCACAUCUCGGUGCUUUACCCUAUCUGGUGAAAUACUGUGAUCUUACUGCACCAGUCUAUUGUACUGUGCCGGUUUACAAAAUGGGUAUGAUGUUCAUGUAUGACUGGAUAAACAGUUUGAUGACAGUCGAGAAUUUUGAGCUGUUCACACUGGACGACGUUGAUGUGGCAUUUGACAGAAUGCAGAAGCUCAAGUUCAAUCAAACGGUCCCUUUGCGAGGUGACAGCCAAAUCAAAAUCACCGCUCUGCCAGCGGGUCAUAUGAUCGGUGGUGCUAUGUGGAGGAUAACUCGACAUGAUGAAGAAGAUAUCAUUUAUGCUGUUGACUAUAAUCACAAAAAAGAAAGGCAUUUAAAUGGAUGCUCUUUUGAUACUAUUCUAAGACCUUACCUUCUGAUAACUGACUCGCUGAAUGCGAUGUAUACACAACCAAGAAGGAAAGAGAGGGAUGAACAAUUGGUGACAACAAUCCUUAAAACCGUCCGGCAGAAUGGUGAUUGUGUUAUCGUGAUUGACACAGCAGGGCGUGUUUUGGAAAUUGCACAUCUCCUUGAUCAGCUGUGGGCUAACACCCAAUCUGGCUUACAAAAAUACAAUCUUGUGAUGCUGAGCCAUGUAGCUGCUUCUGUUGUAGAAUUUGCUAAAUCUCAGGUGGAAUGGAUGUCGGAUAAAGUUCUGAAAAGCUUUGAGACCGGCCACACAAAUCCUUUUUUGUUGAAAAAUGUCAAACUAUGUCAUUCUCAGAUCGACUUAGCCAGGGUCAGGUCUCCGAAGGUAGUUUUAUGCAGUGGUAUUGACAUGGAAUGCGGCUAUUCUCGGGAGUUAUUUCUUGAUUGGUGUAACGACAGUAGAAAUUCGUUCAUUAUCACAGGCAGAUCAAGCGAGCGAACUCUGUGCUCCAAGCUUAUCUACAUGGCUGAAUGUUUGGCAACUAACUCAAGGACGAAUAGAAUUGUAGCCUUAGAAGUAAAGAAGAGGGUUCGAUUAGAGGGUGCCGAACUUGAAGCCUACAAGAAGAAGAAGGCACAAAAAGACAAGGAGGAAGCCAGACGGAGGUUGGAGCAGCAAGAGAAACGCCAAGCUGAACUUCGUGGCUAUGAUUCGGAUGAUGACGAUGAAAUGAUAGCAAGCGCCUUAGCCGCCGUUGAAACUCUUCGUACGAAAAAAACGAAAGAAGAAGAAGCCGCGGCUGCAGCGAAAGGUGGUGAGAAGCUUUCAAAAACAGCAACUCCAAUGGUUAUUGACUUGGAACCGAAAAAGGAAAUC
Molecule: messenger RNA, 1392 nt
Organism: Strongylus vulgaris
Lineage: Eukaryota; Metazoa; Nematoda; Chromadorea; Rhabditida; Strongylidae
Source: the annotation of a GenBank genome assembly